Vigna umbellata (rice bean) is the source of this 2049-nucleotide messenger RNA. Its product is annotated as protein DETOXIFICATION 55-like. Gene Ontology annotation, cellular component: membrane. Gene Ontology annotation, biological process: xenobiotic detoxification by transmembrane export across the plasma membrane. NCBI's taxonomy places the organism in Eukaryota, Viridiplantae, Streptophyta, Magnoliopsida, Fabales, Fabaceae. The record is from RefSeq and is a predicted model, not a curated record. Gene Ontology annotation, molecular function: xenobiotic transmembrane transporter activity; antiporter activity.
AUGAUGAUAAUAAUCAUCAAUAAUGUAAUAUUGCUUUUUAAAUUCAAAAGAAUCCACCAUGCUACAUACCCCACAAUCUCCAACCCUUAUAUAAAGGUUUCUCAGCUUACUCCUCAUUCUCACACCCAAGUUUCUUGUUCCCUCACUUCUCUCCCUCUUGUCCCCUUCACUUUGUACUUGGAUGAGUGUUUUCUUUGAGGAGAAAAAAGGCACCCGAUAUUUCAUUAAUACUGUUCCUCUUUAUUAUAUACUACUGUCUCACACCACACAGAAACAAGAAAGAGAAAAAACCAAAUGUCUAAGAUGGUUGCGGAGGAGAAACCCCAAAAGACAUACCCGACAACUGCCGAGGUAGUGGAUGAGUUAAAGAGAAUGGUGGACAUAGGAGUUCCAAUAGCAGCAAUGAGCCUUGUGGGAUACAUCAAAAACAUGGUAUUAGUUGUGUGCAUGGGAAGGUUGGGAAGCCUUGAGUUAGCUGGUGGUGCUUUGGCCAUAGGCUUCACCAACAUAACUGGUUUCUCUGUCCUCUCAGGUUUAGCCAUGGGAAUGGAACCUCUUUGCACGCAAGCCUUUGGUUCAAGAAACUUGUGUUUGGUCUCUCUAACUUUACAAAGGACAAUUUUCAUGUUACUGGCGGCUUCACUGCCCAUUUGUUUCCUGUGGCUGAAGCUGGAGCCUCUGAUGCUAUGGCUUCAGCAGAACCCUGAGAUAACCAAAGUCGCAAGCAUCUAUUGCCGCUUCUCCAUCCCAGACCUCAUUGCCAACAGCUUCCUUCACCCAAUUCGAAUCUAUUUACGUAGCAAAGGGACAACAUGGCCUCUACUGUGGUGCACUUUGCUGUCCAUUCUCAUACACAUCCCUGUCGUGACUUUUUUCACCUUCAAACUCCACCUUGGUGUACCCGGGAUUGCUAUGUCAGCUUUUGUUGCCAACUUCAACACCCUUUUCUUCCUCCUAUCAUACAUGCUCUACAUGCGCGUCUCAAAGGGGUCACUUUCCAUGCCUUUAUUAAUAUCUCGUCCCUUGUCAUCACGACAACAAGACCAAAACUUAACCAGUCUUAUCAGUAGUUCCACAACAGUAACAACAACAACAACCUCGUUAGGCAAAGAGUGGGGCACACUGAUAAGGUUUUCAAUUCAGAGUUGCUUAGGAGUGUGCUUGGAAUGGUGGUGGUACGAGUUCAUGACAAUUCUAGCAGGCUACCUUUACAAUCCGCGAGUAGCCUUAGCCACCGCUGGCAUAGUAAUUCAAACCACGUCUCUUAUGUACACUUUACCAACAGCACUGAGUGCUUCAGUGUCAACAAGAGUGGGGAAUGAACUCGGGGCGGGUCAACCCGAGAGGGCAAGGUUGUCAACAAUUGUGGCAGUAGGAAUGGCUCUUGCAAGUUCGAUAUUGGGUUUGUUAUGGACCACAUUAGGGAGAGAGAGAUGGGGGAGGGUUUUCACCAGUGAUAGUGAGGUGUUGGAACUUACCAUGAGUGUUUUACCCAUAAUUGGGAUUUGUGAGUUAGCAAACUGUCCUCAAACCACAAGCUGUGGAAUCCUUAGGGGAAGUGCUAGGCCUGGUGUUGGGGCAGGGAUAAAUUUCUAUUCAUUUUACUUGGUGGGGGCACCAGUGGCUAUAGUGAUGGCAUUUUUUUGGAGACUAGGGUUGGUGGGUCUUUGCUAUGGGCUGUUGGCAGCACAGAUAGCAUGUGUGGUCUCUAUUCUAGUUGUGGUAUACAACACAGAUUGGGAAAGGGAGUCCUUGAAGGCAAAAAGCUUGGUGGGAAAGACUUCAUGUGACACAACGGAACAUGGAGACCAAACACUAGUCAAAUGUGAAGAAGGUCUUGUCUUUCUCAAUGAGAAGAACAGAUCCCUAAAGUGAUGCUUCUUGCUACACCCAAUUGCAUCAGGGGAAUAUACAAGCCAGAAUCAUGACACCAGUGGAAGGACCAAAUGUUAAGAAUCUUGACUACACUCGAUUACUUCUUUUUAUUGUGAUUAUGCUUUUGUAUAUGUUUUUGCAUAACCAAUAUAUUUUCUUCUACUUUCCCCCCCU